Linum tenue is the source of this 1913-nucleotide messenger RNA. Lineage: Eukaryota; Viridiplantae; Streptophyta; Magnoliopsida; Malpighiales; Linaceae. The record is from the annotation of a GenBank genome assembly.
CAUCCCCUGCCUUCGUUUUCCUAUAUAAACCCUGCUUUCAACAGCCUUUUGGCACUCAUAAUCAACAACAACAACAACAACCUUUGUGUGACCCUUCUCAUCGUCGCCCACUCUCUCGCUCCUUCUCCCUUUGAUUCCUCCGACCAAGCCGAGAAGAAACUACUCUCCUGCAAAAUGGCGAAGAAUGUAGGAAUUUUGGCCAUGGAAAUCUACUUCCCUCCUACCUGUGUUCAGCAGGAAGCUCUGGAGGUUCAUGAUGGAGCAAGCAAAGGGAAGUACACCAUUGGGCUUGGCCAGGAUUGUAUGGCAUUUUGUACUGAUGUGGAAGACGUCAUCUCCAUGAGCUUGACUGCCGUUAAUUCACUCCUGGAGAAGUAUGGUGUUGAUCCCAAGCAAGUUGGUCGUCUUGAAGUUGGGAGUGAAACUGUGAUUGAUAAAAGCAAAUCGAUCAAGACUUUCUUGAUGCAGAUCUUUGAGAAAUGCGGGAACACCGACAUUGAAGGUGUUGAUUCAACAAAUGCUUGCUAUGGAGGAACUGCAGCUCUGUUCAACUGUGUAAACUGGGUUGAGAGCAGCUCAUGGGAUGGCCGAUAUGGCCUCGUUGUGUGUACUGAUAGUGCGGAGGUCUGUUCGUAUGUUCAUCAGGUCUAUGCUGAAGGACCAGCCAGGCCUACUGGAGGCGCUGCAGCAAUUGUCAUGCUAAUAGGCCCAGAUGCACCUAUUGUUUUCGAAAGCAAAUAUAGGGGAAGUCAUAUGGCGCAUGCCUAUGACUUUUACAAGCCCAACCUUGCCAGUGAAUAUCCGGUUGUAGAUGGCAAGCUUUCUCAAACGUGCUACCUCAUGGCUCUUGAUGCCUGCUACAAGCAUUUUUGUGCCAAGUAUGAGAAGUUUGAAGGAAAGCAAUUUUCUAUUUCUGAUGCUGAAUAUUUUGUUUUUCAUUCACCUUACAAUAAGCUUGUACAGAAGAGCUUUGCCCGUUUGGUCUUCGAUGACUUCACCAGGGAUGCAAGCUCCAUUGACGAGGCUGCCAAAGAGAAGUUUGCACCAUUUUCAAGUUUAUCAGGCGAUGAGAGCUACCAGAGUCGGGAUCUUGAAAAGGUGGCCCAACAAGUUGCCAAGCCGUUCUAUGACUCCAAAGUGCAGCCAACCACAUUGAUUCCAAAACAAGUUGGGAACAUGUAUACUGCGUCUAUUUAUGCAGCCUUCGUGUCCCUUCUGCAUAACAAGAACAGUGAAUUGGCGGGCAAGCGGAUUGUAAUGUUCUCGUAUGGAAGUGGUUUAACAGCCACUAUGUUCUCCUUGAAGUUACAAGAAGGACAACAUCCUUUUAGCUUGUCCAACAUUGCUUCCGUUAUGAGCGUCGACGAAAAGUUGAAGUCAAGGAUUGAGGUUGCUCCAGAGAAGUUUGUGGAGACCCUGAAACUGAUGGAGCACAGGUACGGGGGCAAGGACUUUGUGACGAGCAAGGAUACAAGCUGCUUAGCCCCUGGAACAUACUACCUCACUGAAGUUGACUCGAUGUAUCGGAGAUUCUACUCACAGAAGGCGACCGACUGCGCUCCUGCCAACGGCUCGAUCGUCAACGGUCACUGACGUAGUGGAAUUGGAUUUAAUUUGAUGUGGGGCUGCAGUAUUUGGAGACAUGAUUUUUAAGUACUCAUUGUGACAUUGUGUGUGGCUUCUUUAGAUGUGAUCAGCAGCAGCAGCCUAAGCAGACAAGUGUGUCUGCCUAGACUAGGGCAAGCAAAAUGAUUCCUAGAGUCCUUUUCUAAGUUCAUGAUGUUCAUUUCUCUCCCAUAAUGUAUCUUUCUGUCCGUCUUUAGUUUGUGUGAAGCGCAAUUGGUGUUGAGAAACUAAUAAAAAGGCGCAAUUUCCUUCCCAGGUUCGGUCCGUGUUCCACACUUGUCGUUCAA